AUGCCGGCGGAGGCGGGGCAGAAGGCGGACUGUGCCUGCUCCUACGGGAUGAAGCUCAGUUGGGACAUCAACGAUCCGCAGAUGCCUCAGGAGCCAGCCCACUUCGACCGCUUCUGCGAGUGGCCCGACGGCUACGUGCGCUUCAUCUACCGCGGCGACGAGAAGAAGGCGCAGCGCCACCUGAGCGGCUGGGCCAUGCGCAACACCAACAACCACAACGGCCACAUCCUCAAGAAGUCCUGCCUGGGCGUGGUGGUGUGUGCGCGGGGCUGCGCCCUGCCCGACGGCUCCCGUCUGCAGCUGCGACCUGCCAUCUGCGACAAGGCGAGGAUGAAGCAACAGAAGAAGGCCUGCCCUAACUGUCACGCGGCUUUGGAACUGAUCCCCUGUCGCGGGCACAGCGGAUACCCGGUAACCAAUUUCUGGAGGCUCGAUGGCAACGCGAUAUUUUUUCAGGCCAAGGGAGUUCAUGAUCACCCCAGACCGGAGAGUAAGUCAGAGACAGAAGCUAGAAGAAGCGCCAUCAAAAGACAAAUGGCUUCUUUUUACCAACCCCAGAAAAAGAGAAUUCGAGAACCUGAGGCAGGAGAGAAUCAAGACGACAGCGGACAUUUUCACCACAUACAUCCCCUGGAAAAUCCAGAGGAGUUUGAUAUAAUACCUGACCCUGGCUUCCCUGUUCCAGGACAGCCUUGCUUUUCCUUUCCAAACUCGGAUGCUUACAAAGCUACCUGUGACCUAGCCACCUUUCAGGGAGACAUAGUACCACCCUUUCAGAAAUAUCCAAAUCCAAGAGUCUAUUGUCCUGGUUAUGCAAAUUCGAGCCUGUAUCCCGCUCUUUAUAAAGAUUCCAACAAUAUCCCUAAUGACACAGACUGGCUUCAUCUGAACGCACUACAAUAUGAUGUCAACUCAUACAGCAGCUUCGAGAGAAGCUGUGAUUUCACCAGUAAACAGCAUGGCUGGAAACCAGCUCUUGGAAAACCCGGCCUUGGGGAGAGGACUGACCAUGGACAGUUCCAGGCUGUGGCCACUCGCCCUUACUUCAACCCGGAGCCUCCCUGCAGGUAUCUCACAACUCCUCCACCAGGUCCUCCAGCCCUACAGACAGUGAUCACCACCACCACCAAAGUGUCCUACCAGGCCUACCCGCCCCCUGCUCUGAAAUACUGUGACACGGUACGGGAAGUUAAGAGCCUUUUGGGCUGUAACUAUGCUUCUGAAAACACCCAACUGUCCAUCUACCCAGAAGCCUUGGACCUUCCAGCUACUGUCGCCAUGGCAGCCUCUCCAACGGGGUCACUUCCUCUGAAAAUUCCCGGAGAUUGCAGGGCCAUCAGACAUACUCUGCCUUUUCCUCAGGAGUCAGUGCCCUCCCGGGUGGACGGAGCAGAGACCUGGGAUGUGUGUCCAUCUGGACUGGGGUCUACAACUGGUUACUCAGAUAGAGAUAGUCCAUUCUUGAGCUAUGACAAUGAGGACUUCUGAACAACAGUCCUGGGCACAUUGUAAUAUUGGUCUCCAAGCGGGUGGUGGAAUGUGACCUGCAAACUAGCCCUUAAGUUGGGAGAUUCAUUUAGCAUGCAAAGAAAUAUAUAUGUUAUAAUACAUACAUACAUAUAUAUAUAAAUAGUAAAACCAAUGAUCAGUUGAGUAAAUUAUAGGUUGGGAAAAUGUUUAGCUAGUGUAGGGAAAUUUUUCACAGCAUUUUGAAACCCUUUAUAGUACAUAGAACUAGGUCUGGACUGUGACUGUCCCAGAUGAACAAAUAAGCAGACUGGAGACCAUGAACGUUAACGAGCUGAGCUCACCUAGUUUGUUAGCUGGAGAAGAAGUUAUGAACCCUGCUUCUCACCCUAAGCCUUUCCCCACUGAAUCACAGUAGGGAAUUUCACAAAUCUUUAUUUGGCCCUUAGGGGUUGUCAAAAUAGCUUGGGGAAGAAAUCUUAUCUCGUGAGUCAUUUCAUAAGACUUUUAUUUAGCAUUUAGAACCUGUUAAAAUA
Molecule: messenger RNA, 2003 nt
Organism: Camelus dromedarius (Arabian camel)
Lineage: Eukaryota; Metazoa; Chordata; Mammalia; Artiodactyla; Camelidae
Gene: GCM2
Product: glial cells missing transcription factor 2
Exons: 5
Coding region: 1-1488 (495 amino acids)
Biological process (GO): regulation of transcription by RNA polymerase II; gliogenesis
Cellular component (GO): nucleus
Molecular function (GO): RNA polymerase II cis-regulatory region sequence-specific DNA binding; DNA-binding transcription activator activity, RNA polymerase II-specific
Source: RefSeq, a predicted model, not a curated record